AUGGGAUAUCUGAGAGUGGUCCACCAAGCACAGAUCUCCACCUGCUCUAUACUCUCACCACAGAUUACAAUGUCUUCGGCAAACAUCAUUGUCCACAGAGAUUCUUGCCUGACUUCAUCUGUCAACCUGUCCAUGAAGCCAUACUGCUGCUCACAGGAACUCAGAUUGCUUUUUAUUGCAUUGAUCAAUGUGUCGAUAAUUGUCGAGAGUAGUAUUAUUGGAGGAAAUGAGGUGAAACCACACUUCCGACCCUACAUGGUGUCUGUUCACUUACGCAAUAAACACACGUGUGGUGGUUUUCUAAUUCGACAUGAUUAUGUGCUGACUGCAGCCCACUGUGUAGAUAACCUUGUAUACUCUGGGAAUCAUAAGCUGGAAGUGGUACUGGGAGCUCACAACAUUAGUCAAGAGGAGCCCCAACAGCAAAGAAUCGCAGUGGAGGAAUGCAUCAAGCAUCCCUGUUACAAGAGCAAUGAACGUCCAAAUGAUAUCAUGCUACUGAAGCUGAAGUCCAAAGCAAAGCUGGAAAACGAUGUGCAAGUCAUUGACCUUCCUAAGAAGAAUGAGAACCUUCCAGCCAACAUGAUAUGUUCAAUAGCUGGCUGGGGCAGGACAAAACGGAACAGAACAUCAGAAGUCCUACGAGAGGUGAAUCUCACCAUACAAGAUAACUCUGAGUGCAAGAGGCGUUGGAAAGAUGACUUUGACACAGACAGCAUGAUCUGUACUACUGACCAAAGUGGUGCUUUUUGUAAGGGUGAUUCAGGGAGUCCUCUUAUCUGUGGAAAAAAACCACAAGGAUUAGCUGCAUUUGCCCACACUGACCACUGCUUACACCCCAAUCAUCCAGAGGUAUAUAUGAAGGUCUCCUACUUUCUUCCAUGGAUUAAAGAAAUAAUACACAAGAGAGAGAAUUAACACAAUUGAAGUAACCAUGAUAAAAAAUGGAAGUACAAUUAUCACAA
Molecule: messenger RNA, 965 nt
Organism: Tachysurus fulvidraco (yellow catfish)
Lineage: Eukaryota; Metazoa; Chordata; Actinopteri; Siluriformes; Bagridae
Product: granzyme B(G,H)-like
Exons: 8
Coding region: 1-918 (305 amino acids)
Biological process (GO): proteolysis
Molecular function (GO): serine-type endopeptidase activity
Source: RefSeq, a predicted model, not a curated record